Messenger RNA from Cuscuta europaea, 2625 nucleotides. The record is from the annotation of a GenBank genome assembly. NCBI's taxonomy places the organism in Eukaryota, Viridiplantae, Streptophyta, Magnoliopsida, Solanales, Convolvulaceae.
CGGCUUCACCGGUUGAAGUUUAAACCGUAGAUAGAAAGUAAGUCUCAAUCACGUAGGUCUCAUACCGAACGUUGCUCUUCCUUUUUUGCUUAAUCCGACUCUACUCCAUCAAUUCACGGCCAUUCUUCGAUUGAAGUCAUUCAUGGAUUCCGUCCCCGUAAGUUGCCCGGAAAUGUGGAUUAUGAUUAAAUAUGAUGGCCAAUGGAUCUCAAAUACUUUGUUCUCUAGUAUUCAUGUUGCCGGUUUCACUAUACCUUCAAACUGUACGUACAAUUCUCUAUGUUCUCGUGUUUGCGCUGUUAUUGGUGACAGUUAUGCCGGGAAGAAUAUGAAGAUCUCAUACGUUUAUGCUUCAUGCCCACCUCCCGUGAAUGUAUGUGAUGACGUUAGUCUAUUCUUUUAUCUACAAUUGAAGAGUUUUCAAAAGGACCCGAUGCAAAUGCCGCUGUGUGUUGAAUUUGUAUGUGAUGCUACGAUUGGAGAGGAACAAAGCACCACAGUAUGUGAUGAUAUCCACAAUUCAAGUGGAAUUAACCACCCGAGUAAUCCGGAAGAGUGUGGUGACUUUAGUGAACAAGACAAUAAUUUCAGUCACAAUAUUGGUAUGGACAUUGAAUUUGACCACAUUUCUAGUGCUGAAAUUAUGAGGUUAAAUUCUCAGGUUGAUGAAGAGAUUCAUAAUAUGCAUGUUCUCAACCAUUCUCUGAACCCACACACAUUGCAUUGAAUAGCAUCUAUGGAAGCAAGAAAGAACUUGAUUUUCACUUAAAGAUGUAUGCGAUUACCAACUUCUUUCAGUAUAGAACGAAGACAUCUUGUCCGAAGGUUUUGCAUGUUGUGUGUGUUGACCCCGAGUGCAAGUGGGUUGUGCGUGGUGUGCGCAUCGACGGAGUGUCAUUGUUCCAGGUCAAAAGAUUUGACUCUGAGCAGACAUGCUCCAUUGAUGUACGUCAACGAAAUAGCCGUCAGGCUACGUCCAGGAUUAUUGCCGAACUUAUCAAACAGGAGUACGGUGAUGCAUCCAAUAAGCCAUACCCUCCGAAAUCAAUUAUGCUUGAUAUGCAGACCAAAUACGGCAUUUACAUGUCAUACAAAAAAGCAUGGAUUGCCAAAGAAUUGGCAAUGGAACUAGCUAUGGGAUCUGAAAAGGAUUCAUAUGCACGCUUACCUUCAAUGUGUCAUGUGCUUGAAAGGAGUAACCCAGGUUCUAUUGUUUCUUAUUCGUGCAAGGAAAAUGGUGAAUUUAAUAAUUUUUCCAUGUGCCUUUCUGCAUGGAGGGAAGGUUGGAUUCAUUGCAUUCCGGUUAUAUUUGUGGAUGGGUCUUUUUUGAAGUCGUAUUAUAAGGGUACAUUACUCACUGCAUGUACACAAGAUGCAAACAAACAAAUAUUUCCAUUGGCAUUCGGUAUUUGUAGUGGAGAAAAUACCGAAAAUUGGUCAUGGUUCUUCAGUAUGUUGAAGCAUUCUCUGAUGCAUCGGGAUGAUCUAUAUAUUGUGUCUGAUCGCCACGAGGGCAUUAUUAGUUCCGUGCGUUCUGUAUUUUCUCAUGCGCAACAUGGUUACUGUGUUUACCACAUAUUGGCUAAUUUGAAAACAAGAUUUCGUGGCACGCAAAAAACUGUGUCAUGGAAGUUUUUGCAGGCUGCUCGUGUUGGAUCUGUGUACGAGUGUGAAGAGUAUCUUCAAAUGCUGGACAGUGAGGAUCCACGCAUUCGUACGUAUUUAGAGCGGAUGGGCCAUGACAAAUGGUCUCGUGCUUAUGCUAGUCGAAAUCGAUACUCAGUUAUGAUGUCAAACAACGCGGAGUCAUUAAAUGCAGUUAAUGCCACUGCCCGAGAAUACCCAAUAUGUAAGUUGAUAGAGUUUAUUAUUGCACGAAUGCAAAAAUGGUUUUGUGAACGGCGAGACUCUUCAGCGUCGAACAAUUGUCGUUUAUCUGCACACUUUGAAUCUGAAGUAGUUGUUUUACAAGCUAUGGCGGCCGUCAUGACAGUAUUACCCUCUUCUCUUUGUCUUCAUUGCACUACUUUUUUAAAAUACAUCCCAACGUUAUUCAUUAUUGAAUUACUUUUACUGUACUUAAUAUUUAAUUAUAGUUUUAUAUGUUUAAUCACACAUUGUGCAGGUCAAACCAUCAUGUGCUUUUGAGUUUGAGGUGUUUGAUAAGAGAUCCCGUUCUUAUGUUGUCAACUUGAAGGAGCAGACUUGCACUUGUCGAGAAUUUCAGCUUGAUGGGUUUUUAUGUGUACAUUCUGUUGCAGCUAUUCGCUCCCGCCCAGGCCUUUCUUGCUACGAUUACAUUUCAGAAUUCUAUACUGCACAUCAUUGGGCACAAACAUAUCGCGAUAUUAUUCAUCCUAUUGGGAGUCCGGAUGGUUGGAUUGUACCUUCACAUGUUAAGCAAAUCACUUGCAACCCGCCAUCAUGUGAAUCACGACCUCCUGGAAGGCCGAAGAAAAGAAGAAUUCCAUCUACAGGAGAACAUGUUCGGAGACAAACAUGCACUCGUUGCCUCAUGGUUGGACACAAUAGAAAGACUUGUAGAAAUCCUAUUCCGCUACACAUGCGUUAAAAAUUGUUUUUAUGUGCCGUUUUAAUUUUAACAUUGUUGCGCAUCUAGUCACG